AUGGGUUCCCUCUCCCAAACGCACUCCUCGCGCCUCUUCGAGCCCAUCAAGCUCGGCAACCUCACCUUACAACACCGCCUCGCCAUGGCGCCCCUGACGCGCUUCCGCGCCGACGACUCACACGUGCAACUCCCCUUCACGGCGACGUACUAUCAACAGCGCGCUUCCGUCCCAGGCACACUCAUCAUCACCGAAGCGACGUUUAUUUCAGCCAAGGCAGGCGGCUACCCCAACGUCCCCGGGAUCUACAACCAGGAACAGAUCACCGCGUGGCGGAAAAUCACCGACGCUGUCCACGCCAAGGGCUCCUACAUUUACCUGCAACUGUGGGCACUAGGUCGGGCCGCGAACCCCAAGGUCCUCGAGGCGGAAGGUCCCUUCGACGUGGUCUCCGCGUCCGACAUCCCCAUCGACAGCGACCAUGCCCAACCGCGACCCCUGACCAAGGAGGAGAUCAAAUCCUUUGUGCAGGAUUAUGCGCAAGCCGCGCGCAAUGCGAUUGAGGCCGGUUUCGACGGUGUCGAGAUCCACGGCGCGAACGGCUACCUGGUCGACCAGUUCUUGCAGGACACGUCCAACAUGCGCACGGACGAGUAUGGCGGCAGCAUCGAGAACCGGUCGCGCUUUGCGCUCGAGGUGUCCAAGGCCGUGGUUGACGCGGUUGGCGCUGACAAGGUCGGCAUUCGCCUGUCGCCCUUCAGCUCGUUCCAGGGCAUGAAGAUGCAGGACCCCUACCCGCAGUUCACGCACGUCAUGGAAGGCUUGAAGAAGCUCAACCUCGCGUACGUCCAUUUGGUGGAGUCGAGGGUGUCCGGAAACGCCGACAUCGAGGGCACCGAAAAGGUCGACCCUCUUCUUGACGUGUGGGGGAACACCUCCCCCGUGCUGCUUGCUGGAGGCUUCAGACCCGCAUCCGCCAAGCGCGCCGUGGAUGAAGAAUACAAGGACCGCGACAUUAUCAUAGUUUUCGGCCGGUAUUUCAUCUCCACGCCGGAUUUGCCCUUCCGGAUCGCCAACGACAUUGAGCUCGCGCCAUACGACAGGGAAAAGUUUUACAACCCCAAGUCCGAGUCCGGCUACAUCGACUAUCCCUUCAGCAAGGAGUUCGAGCACGCGAACGGCAGACUCUAG
Messenger RNA from Cladophialophora yegresii CBS 114405, 1131 nucleotides. RefSeq names its product NADPH2 dehydrogenase. The record is from RefSeq and is a predicted model, not a curated record. The transcript has a single exon. Bases 1 to 1131 code for a protein of 376 amino acids. Gene Ontology annotation, molecular function: NADPH dehydrogenase activity; FMN binding. Lineage: Eukaryota; Fungi; Ascomycota; Eurotiomycetes; Chaetothyriales; Herpotrichiellaceae.